GCCACUCCGUCCUCCAUCUUUAAUUCGCGCGAGCAGCUGAGAAAACUGUCUGAGAGAUAAGGUUUCCUCCUGUCAUGUAAGCAUCAUGUAUUGUUCCAAAAAAUGGGCCGUGUGGACUUCUCACUUACUCUUAUAUGACGUGAUUGAAGAAGCGGAUACUCAUCAUCAUGACGUCUUGACGAAAAUGAACAGACUUGAAGGUCAGAAUUUAGAUACAAUUCGACCUGUGUUAGCCUCAGGAGCGGUCUUUGUGUUCAUCUUUACCUUUCAGUUUUACAGUUGUCCUCCAUUACUUAUUGGAAUAUGGGUUCUUGCAUUUGGAAUUGCAGUAGGGUUUCUCAUUUUCAGUUAUUGUCCAGUAUUACCAAGUCUAUUAUUGCACUGGGGUCAACGUAAAAAGAAUUAUGGGGAAAAUGAAGAGCAGCAAUCAUCUGCAUCCAAGCAAUGCUCAAUUUGUGGUAACAGUAAAUGCCAACGUCAUAGACCAGAAAUUUCAAGGGCUGAACUAAAGCCAUGGGAAGAUCUUCUUGUUCCUGAAUCAGUAGAUGCAGCUUUACAAGAGUUUCUAGGCCUUCUUCUUCAAAGCUACGUCUACAGCUGGUACAGAGAGUUGAGCUGCAGUGAAAUAUGCGUUGAUGAAAUCCGUACAAGCAUCAGAUAUAUGGCAGCAGUGUUAUUAAAAAGAAUACAGAAGGUUGAUAUUCCAACUUUGAUUACAGAAAAUGUUGCAAAAGAAGGCUUGAAGCAUUUAGAGAUGUACCUUAGUAUUAAAGAGAAAGUCAAAUUGUCACAGGCUACCAACACUCAGACAGCAAUACUAGAUCGCUUUGGACCUAGGAUGCAUUGUGCCAUGCAGAACCGACAAAUGGAGCUUCAUUACCUUCGGAAGCUCUCAGAAUCCAUUAUUCCUUUUAUAUUACCUCCAGAAUCUCUGCAAUGUAGGAGCCUUUUAUCCUUACUGCGAGAAUUAAUGGCCAGUGCAGUGUUUCUGACGGCAGUGGACAAACUGUCAGAUCCUGAUUUUGUUAAUAACAUACUUCUCCUACUGUUGGACAAAGAACCAAUGGUUGCCUCUACAGAACCUUCAAGUCCUAAAGUCCCUUUACUUGCUAAGUUCGGAAAACCGAGAGCUCCACUUAUAAACUCGGCUCUUCAUCUGUCCAUAGCAGACAUUCUUCACACCCAGUCUGCCCUGUUUCCAUUCAUGCAGUUUAUGAAAAGCGAGGGAGCUUUAAAUAUUCUCCAGUUCUGCCUCACUGUCGAGGAUUUCAACAAGCGAAUUUUUGCCUCUGAAGAAACAAACGAGGAAAAAGAAUUUCUCAUUAGUGAGGUUAAAGAAAUCUUCAGUUCUUAUUUUGAUACUGGCGCUGUAGACAGAAUAAAUUUUGACCCAGAAAUAGUAGAAGGACUACAAGCAUGUAUUAUUGGUCCCAUGGAUAAAACAGAAAGAUUAAAAAUGGCAACUUUGCUUUCUAAAGCCUGUGAAUAUGCGUACAAUCUACUGGAGACAACAUUUCUUCCUCUCUUUUACCAGAGUGAUGAUUAUUUCUCUUUGUUGUGUGGAAGUCGUUUACCAGCCAAGCCAUUGUACAAACCAACGUCAAGGGUUUCAAAGAAAAAAUUUGAUCCUCUGGCGGAGUUUUCAAGGCUAGCAGGAAAAUUGAAAGAUAAAGUGAUGAAUCCAAGCAAAGACGAUUCACCGUUCGAAGAGGACCCGUUUGAUAUCCCGGAUACACCUCCGGAUUUUGAGCUGGAAAAUGAUAAUGAAGAAACAGAGGAGGCGGAAGAAGAAGAAUCACGUGAUCUCAGCAGGUGGAAAGUGACGAUACCACACGUGAUCAUGGAAACUAGACAGAAAUGCAUGUUCAUCAUAUCAGUUGAAAGAGCCGAUGUCACUGAAGCUACAAGAUGGGAUGUUGCCAGGAGGUAUAACGAGUUCUUUGUUCUCCAGAGCAAGCUUAAAGAAUUUCAUGGUGCCAUUGAUGACUCCCUUCUGCCAUCGAAACGUAAUUCCUCUAAAACUAUCUCACAAAAGAGUACAGCUGCUUACUUCGAAGCUUGUCGAGUUCAGUUUGAGAAAUAUUUAAAGUAUUUGUGUUCUAAUUCCCUGCUCAAAGGAAGUGCCCUGUUGUUCAACUUCUUUUCUCCUGAUAAAGAAUUCAGCAACAUGUUUGGUCCUGACAAAAUGGGCGACAAAGCGGGAAAAAAGUUCAAGUCCAUGACAACGAUACUCAAGAAGGAGAAAGGCCAGAACCUUGAUCCUUUUCUGCAAGCGUUUUUAUCUUCUACCGUGGAACCAACAAAACGAAAACCACUACCAAAAGGCCUUCUAGAUCAGUCAAAACGAAGCGAGGAGGGACUAUUUCCAGGAAGAAGAAAAACCUUGAGUAAUUCAAUGCGCUUAAAAGCGGAAGCGACAGGCAAGCCGCAGCUACAAGUCACCGGUGUUACUGAUUAUAUCCUCUACCUUGCUCAGCGGCUGUUUAGUGUUCCAGCGUGGUUAUACAGCUUGCUAGUUUGUGGAAAAGUCGCCUUUCAACAGACCCUUGAUGUGUACGCCGACAGAUAUUUAGCCGGUAAAUUGGAUCUAUUAACAAACGAACAUCGCUUGGUUAUGAUCAUUCACUUACUAAGAGAUGCAAUCUUCUUUGAUCAAGAUCCCCCGAGAACCGAUACACAGAAGUUAGAAAGACGCGAACAGACUCUGAAAGAAAUGCUGGAUUUCAUUCCAGACAUGGCUGUACGAGUGAUAGGCACCGAAAGACAUAAGUCCGGUAUCACGUUACUAUUUGAGCUGCUACAACAACCCAGGUUGAAUAAACAGCUGACCUAUGUUCUUCUGGAUUGUGUGAUCGGAGAGAUCUUUCCCGAACUAAAAGAGAGCAAGUUAUUCCCAGCGGACGAACUCCCAAGUCGCUGCUGAAUGGUUGAGGUGAAGACUGGUCCAACGCCCCGUCCGCGCUACUCGGGAGGAAUUUGAAAACGCAGCUUUAUUUCUCCGGUUAGGCCAUCCGUCCACACUAAACCGUCACGAAAACGGAAC
Orbicella faveolata is the source of this 3043-nucleotide messenger RNA. RefSeq names its product sorting nexin-14-like. The record is from RefSeq and is a predicted model, not a curated record. Gene Ontology annotation, cellular component: intracellular membrane-bounded organelle. NCBI's taxonomy places the organism in Eukaryota, Metazoa, Cnidaria, Anthozoa, Scleractinia, Merulinidae. Gene Ontology annotation, molecular function: phosphatidylinositol binding.